Messenger RNA from Symbiodinium sp. CCMP2456, 2337 nucleotides. The record is from the annotation of a GenBank genome assembly. NCBI's taxonomy places the organism in Eukaryota, Dinophyceae, Suessiales, Symbiodiniaceae.
AUGAAGCUACACAUUCUGGAGCUGCUCAGCCUCAGCUUGUUCUUGUCAAAGCCCACUGUGGCCGCCAAGGUGCGUGCAAGUCCUCCUGACGAUGCCAACGAGUCAAGCUCGUACAUCGACAACCCCAGACGGCUCUUUGCGACCGUGUCAGACGCUGCCUGUAUAGGCAGGCCUUUCACGGAAUAUCCGGACAGGGGCUGUAAUGGAUGGAAGGAUGUCACGCAGGCGGAGUGUCAGCAGAAGUGUGCUGACCAUUGGGCCCCAGACGAAUGUGUCCCGGAGCACUGCCACGCUGCGGUCUACUACCCUGCAGGCGGCCUCUGCCAUCUCUACGAGGCCGUCGAGUGCGUGGACCUGAUCCACACGCAGGGCGGGAUCACCAUGCUGGACGAGUUCGAGAUCCAGAAGUAUCGGAAGGAUGAAGCGGAGGAGUCCGCAGUUGAAGAGGCGGAAGAUGCAGCAGAGCGAGCCCAUCCCAACCCGUGGAAGGAGAUGGGCACUGCGCUGCCCGCCGUUCUUGUGAACCUCUCGAACUACUCGGGCCUUGUCAGUGACAAGAACCGGCUGGCGAACGUCAGCCACAAGUUCGGCGAGAUCGAUUCAGAUCUGGAGAUGCUGUAUGACAAGGUGAAGCUUGGAUGCAGCAGAACGCUUCCGAUGAUAUUGUCAGCCUCGCUCCAAGCCUUCGACCAGUGCCAGCACACCUAUCGGCGCUCGAUCAAGCGGUGCGUCUCCAUCGCGAUGUGUCUUCUGCAGUCUGCCGUUGGUACAGACAUCCCCAUGACAGCAUUUACGGCCAUGAUGGAGCAAGUGACCCGCUUCGACGACAUCACUUGGCCACAGCUUAUGGCUCACUUGGGCCGAGAAGACCCGACUCACACGAAGGUCGGUGAGGCCGACAUGCCGCAAGAGUACCAGUGUGAUGAUGUGGAGGCGGUGAAUCCAGCAGCAAACGUUCGCAAGGCGUCAGUGCUGCAGAUGGAGUCACACCAUGCACAAGGGUCUUCGACCGAAGCGAUCUUGGCCAUGUCUGCCGCUUUUCGGCAAGCUGCAGUUGACACGCAUCGCAUCCUGGAUGCACAUGGAGCAAAUACCUCCAUGGAGCUCACGGCACAUUACCUGCAACGCACCUGGCACCCGCUGUGCCAACAGUUGGGCUGCGAUGCGUCGAACAUGCACGACGUCUUCGUAGCAUCGCACAAGCAGACCAUGGCGCUCUUGCAGACCAAUGCGGUGGCACAUGUGCGUCAUGAAAUCCGGCAUCGUGUCAAGAUGGACCUGCGAGUGCAGCGCUUCAUUGCCGAGCAUGGGCAUCGAGGCGAGCUCUCCUUCUACCGACCGGCGCUCACUUCCUCUGAUGCUGCCGCACGCGUCUACGGAGAGAAGGGCCGAGAUGGUGUGCUUGGUGUGGUUCUGCCGACAGUGGAGGGCCUUGCCCAGCAUGAUGAGAGCCGAGUAUUACGACUUUUUGACAUGGUAGAGUUCGAGAAGUUCCGUCGUCAGCUGGAGCUUGAGGAGGCGAUGGAGCAGGAGGAGGAGGAGGACCUCCGCAGCGAAAGCAUGGACAAUGUGGCGGCGGCUCUUGGCUCGCUUGAUGACGACGAGGAGCAAGACCACCACGCGGAGCAUGAGGACGAGGACGACGAGGAUGACGAGAACGAGGAGCGAGAACUCCAUGAGCAUGAAGACCAUGAGCAUGAAGAGGCUUCCGAAGAGGACGAGGAAGGUGAGAAGAUGCUUGCCACACAGCACACCAAGGACGUCAGACCUUCGGAGAUGGCAUUAAUGGAGACCUCUGGUGAGCUUGGACUUGCUGAGGAUGAGCAGGGCGACAAGAGCUCGAGACGCAGCGUUGGUUACGACGACGCAGACGUGGUGCAGGCCGUUGUCAAGUGGGCCCAGAAGUUCUUCGAAUGCUUCGGCCAGUACUCCAAGUGGGAUGCGGUUGGAUACACCAAAUCCUUUGGAGGGAACUUCGGCCUCAGUUUCGGCUUCUCCGGUGGACAUAGCGGUAGCAUCCAGGAGCUCGUCAAAGGAAGCGCAAUCAGCAGCGGCUGGGUCAGUAUAGGCAUGGGCUUGAGCGCCGGCACAGCAGGUGAGUGGUGGUGGGCUGGCGUUGGCCUGAGCGGCUCCGUGACCUGCGGCACCGGCGGAUCGUGCUCACUCGGCAUUUCAGUCGGGGCCAUCGGCUGUGGCUGGUGGGACGUUGGGAUCAAUCCCGCGUGUCCCUUCGAUCUCAGCUGGUUGGGAGUGAAGUGCCAAGGGUCCAGGGGCGGCACCUUGCUGGUCACCUGCUGCGGUGUGGAUCUGAUUUCCGGGAAGCACAACUGUCGGUGA